Molecule: messenger RNA, 1558 nt
Organism: Drosophila novamexicana
Lineage: Eukaryota; Metazoa; Arthropoda; Insecta; Diptera; Drosophilidae
Gene: Gyg
Product: glycogenin-1
Exons: 7
Coding region: 73-1542 (489 amino acids)
Cellular component (GO): cytoplasm
Molecular function (GO): glycosyltransferase activity
Source: RefSeq, a predicted model, not a curated record
CUCCGCGUGUUUUUGCAGUGUUUACAAUAGUUAACUAACAAACAAAAAGAAAAAAAAAAAAACAAAUACAAAAUGAGCAAGUUCGCCUGGGUUACCCUGACCACAAAUGAUACCUACUCGCUGGGCGCCUUGGUGCUGGCCCAUUCGCUGAAGCGUGCCGGCACCGCCCAUCAGCUGGCUGUGCUGGUGACGCCCACCGUUUCGGAGGCGAUGCGGGACAGAUUGAAGGACGUGUACAAUGUUGUACAAGAGGUGAAUGUGCUGGACUCACAGGAUGCCGCCAACCUGGCGCUGCUCGCCCGCCCCGAGCUGGGCGUCACCUUCACAAAGCUCCACUGCUGGCGCCUGGUGCAGUUCGAGAAGUGCGUCUUCCUCGAUGCGGACACGCUGGUGCUGAAAAACUGCGAUGAGCUGUUCGAGCGCGAGGAACUGUCCGCUGCUCCGGAUGUCAGCUGGCCGGAUUGCUUCAACUCGGGCGUGUUUGUCUUCAAGCCCAGCGUGGAGACCUUCAAUCAAAUCACAGAGUUCGCCGUGAAGAACGGCAGCUUCGAUGGCGGCGAUCAGGGCCUGUUGAAUCAGUUCUUUGCCGAUUGGGCGACCGCAGAUAUCAAGAAGCAUUUGCCCUUUGUCUAUAACGUGACAGCCUAUGCUUCCUACUGCUACUUGCCCGCGUUCAAACAGUUCAGAGAUAAGAUAAAGAUUUUGCAUUUUGCUGGCAAACUGAAGCCCUGGUUGAUACAGUUCAACUCUGAGACAAAAACCGCUGCCACGCCCCACGAUUACUCCCAUGCGCAAGACCUUAUCCAACACUGGUGGACCAUCUUCUGUGAUAAUGUGCAUCACUUCCUUGACAACACUAUGCCUAUAAAGCCGGAUAAUACAGAUAUUGCUAGUGAUAAUACCGAUAGAAGCGUUCAACCAGAGGCUGGUCUCGCUGGCGCCUUGGCACAGCUGCGCAUCGGCGUCGAACGCACACCUGAACAGGAGCAGUACGAGAAUCUGAUGCGUCGCCAGUGUUGGGAAUCGGGACAGAUUGACUAUUCGGGCGCCGAUGCGUUCGACAAUAUCUGGAAGAAGAUUACGCAGACUCUGGAGGCCAAGCCCGAAAAGGAGGGGGACGCGGAGGCUGACCAAACUGAUAACGAUAACGAUAACGAUAACACGAUAGGCUAUAACAAAAUGCUAACUAAAACCGCUAGCAGACUGCUGCAGCAAACGCACAACGCAACGCCAGCCUGGCCCAGGCCCAGCUCUGACCCCAGCCCCAGCCCCAGCUCAAGCUCAAGUUUAGCAACUAACCAGGGGUCAAGUGUGGCAGAGGCCACGGCCAGCCCCGCAGCCGCCACAACUAACCAACUUCCAACUAACGCACAGAAAACUGUCUCCGGCAACACAGCUGUGGAGCAGCAACCGACAACGACAACUGGGAAGCCGCAACGUGUCCAGCCUGCGGUUCAGGCGACGCAACCGCAGCACAUCCUUCAACAGAAUCCGGCUCCUACUAAGCCGAGCCGCCAGAAGGCGUCGCGUAAGUUCAAAUAACAAUUACUGCAGCUGC